Trichoderma gamsii is the source of this 1779-nucleotide messenger RNA. Its product is annotated as FAD binding domain-containing protein. NCBI's taxonomy places the organism in Eukaryota, Fungi, Ascomycota, Sordariomycetes, Hypocreales, Hypocreaceae. The coding region runs from base 1 to 1779 and encodes 592 amino acids. The transcript has 5 exons. The record is from RefSeq and is a predicted model, not a curated record. Gene Ontology annotation, molecular function: oxidoreductase activity; FAD binding.
AUGAAGGCCGCUUGGCUUAGCCUCCCAUGGUUCCACGCGCUUGUUGUGGAAGCCGUACAAGACUGCAAGGUAACGCCAAAGUCUCCAAGAUGGCCAUCACCGUCAGAUUGGGAACAGCUUAACCGAACAAUCUCGGGGAAACUUCUUAAUCCCCUGCCGCCGGCUUCUGUUUGCCAUCGCAAUGAGCCCAACUUUAACCCUUCUCAGUGUGUCGUGGUCUCUACACAGUGGAAUAGCUCCGUCUUUCACGCCGACGAUCCAUUGAGCGUUGACUGGCCUAAUUUCAACAAUGACUCUUGCCUACCAGAUCCGGACGCACCAUGCAAUAAAGACGGCUUCCCUAUAUUUGUUGUAAAUGCCACAAGUGCAAGCGACGUGCAAAGCGCGGUGAACUUUUCCAGGCAGCGGAAUGUGAGACUGGUAAUAAAGGCUACGGGACACGAUGUUCUUGGGAGGUCAACCGGCUCUAGUUCAUUGUCAAUCUGGACACAUUAUAUGCGAGGCAUUACCUUUAAUAAAAAUUUUCAGCCUCAAGGAUGCAGCUCCCCACUAGGCCUGUCAAGCGCGACAAUAGCAGCCGGUAUGCAGAUGGGCGAGAUCUACGCGGCAGCUGCCCAGCAAAACUUGACCGUUGUAGGAGGCGAUGUUCCAACCGUUGGAGUUAUUGGACUUUUAACUGGCGGUGGUUAUGGACCUUUGAGCUCUACCUAUGGACUUGCUGCAGACGCUGCUCUUGAGUUCGACAUUGUCACAGCAGACGGAAAGUUGUUGACUGUCAAUGAAUGCCAACACACGGAUCUCUUCUUUGCAUUGCGAGGUGGCAGUGCAGGGACAUUUGGAGUGGUUACUUCUGUCACAGUCCGGACCUUCCCGAAUUUGAGUAUUACGACGCACGUCUUAACCAUCAAUGCAACGGCAGACUCAGAGGCCUUCUGGGAUACAACCGCCCUAAUUCAUUCAGACCUUCCUCGGCUAGCUGACGGAGGAUUAUCUGGUCAAUAUUUCAUUUUGCCAAACAGUAGCUCCGCUGCAGGGGCCAGGGUUCUUGGAUCUCAAGCGGCCAGUCUCCAACUCGGUCCGGGCAGAGGUAUUAUCUCCUGGGCCCUUAACAUUAUGAAUCAACCUGCAGCUGCAGCAAACGGGCUGGUCGAGCCACUGCUCCAACAGUUGAAAAAUUCCACAUGGAGCUCCCAGAUUUCCAUUGAGACGGAGACUCAAGAGUUCCAAGAUUUCAGCAGUUACGCGGACGUCUUCGAUGGCCUGCAAGUAGUUGGUGUGGAUGGCUUAAUUGGAGGGAGAUUUCUCGACAAAAAGGCCCUUAGCAGGAACAAGGUGGACAUCAAAGAAGCACUUAAGGCUACCAUUACUCCAGCUGGAGGUAUAAUCCUUGGUGAGAUGCUCAUGGGAAAGGGUGUUUGGGACGCACAACCUAGGGGUGGCGACAACGCUGUAAGCAAAGCGUGGAGAAGCGCAAUAACAAAUACCUUGAUCCCUGUUGGUUGGGCCCCUCUAGAUGCCAGACAGAAGGAGCUGGUUACGUCUGAGCUUACUAACAAGAAUAUGGCUGCAUUACGCCGACUAGCACCACAUACAGGUGUCUAUUUAAAUGAGUGCGAUCCUAUGGAACCAAACUUCCAAAAUAGCUUCUGGGGUGACAAGUAUGGAAAACUUUUGCAAAUUAAGCAAACUUAUGAUCCGCAAGGUGUGUUCUUUUGCCAUCCCUGUGUUGGGUCGGAAUUCUGGAUAAUGAGACCCGAUGGGCAACUCUGCAAGAUUUGA